CCCCUUCAUGACAUUCUGGUCUUGGCAGACAUGGGUGGUCGGAGGUGUCGGGUGGUGUUCAGCUACACUCCGCAGCAUGAUGACGAGCUGCCGCUGUGUGUAGGCCAGACCAUCAACGUACUGCAGGAGGUGGAGGAGGGCUGGUGGAAAGGCGUGCUGGACGGACAGGUUGGGAUGUUUCCCUCCAACUUUGUUGAGGAGAUAGCGGAGAGAGAGAGUGAAGACGGGAAGACGAAGCUGCUGGAGUCCUUCCUGGAGAACAUCAAUCAAUCAAUCAAUAAUCAGCUCAAUGUGAAUGGCAGGGGCUCACCUACACCAGAGAUCAAGCCUAAGCCUGUGCAUGGAAUGGGGCAUGGGGUAAAGGUGUCGGACCUGAAGAAGGAGGAUGCGCUGAAGGGGGAACCAACCCGCACUUCCACUGCCCCCACCACCCAUGCCAACACCACCACCACCAACACUAACACCACCGAAGGGUCCACCAAGGUUCUUGGUUGUGGAUCGUCUGCCUUUCAGCCCAUUCAUAAGCCCAAGGAGUCUUUACCCAAAGAGAAUGGCCAAGUGAAGAAUUUCCGUGACCUGCCCCACAAGCUACCACCUGCCCUGGAGCCCAAGGGGGACAAAGGCACCUCCAAGACUGACAAGACUCGGAUCAAUGCCCUGGAGCGAGCCACAGUAGCAGGCAGUGAAGAGAAGCCCAAGGUGGAGCAAGCAGCCAAGAGGGACCUCCUAUCCACUCACCACAACACUACCACUGCCACCACAAACCCUCCACACCAGCCCCCUCCACCCCAGCUACCUCCCAAACCAGUGCGGGAGCUGGCGCGGGUCAUAUUCCCCUAUGUUAAGGAACAUGAGGAUGAGCUGGAACUGCAAAAGGGGGACAUCAUCACAGUGCUGUGCAAGGAGCUGGAAGACAAGGGAUGGUGGAAAGGGGAGCUCGGCGGCAACACCGGCGUCUUCCCAGACAACUUUGUGGAGCUGCUCAGCUCAGAGGAAAUGGCCAAACCACCUCGGCCUGAGAAGCCCGCUGCAGUAUUAGCCAAGAAAGGAUCACCGAGUAGCUCCACGGACAGCACACCCACCAGCACGCUCCACAAGUCAGGCAAAGAACCACCCCCUCCCCUACCAGAAAAAAAGGUUUCAGCCCCACCUCCCCCCGAGAAGAAGCCCACCACCCAGAGCACCCCGGCUGUUUCUGAGCCUCAUGAGGGUGUCCCACAAACUAUCAUCACCCCCCCUCACCCAGCCAUGCCAAUGUUCUCAAAGAAGACUGUACCAAGAGGGACAGAUGAUGGAGGCAGCCUCACCCUUGACACAGAUGGGGAGAAGCUGACUCAUGUCACCCAGCUACGGCCCAAAGGCCCCUCCCACCGGCGGCCCCCCUCAGGCAUCUUCAAGGAGAAUAUGAAAGCCCAAAGCACCGAUGAAACAGACUCUCCUCUCCCCCCAACCCCUGAGGACAAGGAAGACCAUGACACACCAUCACAGGCCAAUGGAGAGCUGUCCCGGAGUCCCAGUGUUCCUGCCCUCAACCAGCCCUCGGCUGGCAAAAUGCCAGAAGUUCGGUUACGUCAGGAUCCCAGCCCAAAGCAAGACUCCACUGUGCCUUGGCUGCAGGAGUUAGGCCUCAAACAGAAACACAAAAGAUUGUCUGGCAUUAUUUCAGAGGGUGAUGCUUCACCUUCCUCUGGCCCGGCAGUGUCCCCCAAGCCAGCCACCAAGCCUAGCAAGCCCACUAACCUUGACACCUCCCCCCACGGCCACGUUGCCCCCAUGGUCUCCGGCACUCCUAAACCCAAACCCGCAGAGUCGCCUCGCCUCCCCACCCCAGAUUAUGAGCACAAGCCCUUCACACCCCAGCCUCCUCCCUCAAAGAACAAGCCCCUGCCAGCUACUCCACAACCCUCAGAGAGUAAAAGAACUGCACCACCCAGUCAAGACACAAAGAAACUAGCCCCCAGCCCUCCAGCAAAAGAAAAUAAGAAACAUUUGCCCACAGACAGCACAGCACAAGUUGAGGACAAAAUUGAUGCACUGUACAAAGAAUUGCUCCCUAAAAUGAGGAACUUGGAGGACCGACUUGAGGAGCAGAGGAGAGAGCAAAACCGGAAGAUGCAGGCCCUCAUGAAGGAGCUGGACGAAGAGCGAAAGAGGCGAGCUUGUAUGGAGGUGGAGGUGGAGCGCCUCAGGAAGCUGGUGGAUGCCUAUGCUCAAGUGUAAGACAUGACGAGAGGUGUGGUUCUGAGGCAGUUGUCUUGUUUGAAGUGGUGCAGAAGAGAACGUGUACUUUAGUAACACUUAACUUUCCUUCCAAGUGUACUAGUGUAUGGACAGUCUACAAAUUUUUUUUUUACUGAUAACUGCCUCUCAGUCUCAUUUCCAGUAGUUGUAAGUAAAUUAUACCGAAGUACUAAUCUGCCUUGGUCUUCCCAGCUGGCAGGAAAGUUCAUUCCUGACCCACUAUCACUGUCAGGAGUACUGCUUCCUGGCUUCUGAUGUAGAGGGGGUGGAGAGAGAGAGAGAGAGAGAAGAGAGAGAGAGAAGAGAGAGAGAGAAGAGAGAGAGAGAGAGGUCCUGAAUUAGUUUUGUCAAGGCUUUCUUUUCCUGUCACAGCUGGUUGUAUGUAAUAAUAAUAUAUUUCACUUCAUCAAUGUAUGUUUUAGAUUUUUCCUGUAUUUUUCAAGAUUCUUAGUAGUACCUUGUUUUCAUACGGAGAAGUGAGAAUCAAGAUCAUCUUGAGAGGGUGAGACCACUGCUCCUCCUCCUCACUGUUUGUGCUGAUGGAAGGUGUGUUGGUGGCAGUGUGCUGUGUCUCUGAGUGAUGUGUUAUUGUCACUGUGCCAUGUUGGUGAUGGUGGUGCCAAGGCUCAGCUGAGGCUCCUUCAUUCCUCCAGAGCCAAGUUUAGUCCAUUGUUAAGGUUAUGCUACUUAAUGUCCUGUUAGUGUUUCAGUGUUGAUUCACUCAGUAUUUUGGGGAUGCUAUUUUGAGGUACUGCAAUGUUUUGUCGAAAGAAUUAUUGAGGAAAGCAAGUAAUCUUUAUCUAUAAUACUGCAACCCAUAACCCAGUGGUGCUGUUUUUAAGCAGUCACAUGACAAGUUUUGGCAGUUUACUGAUGUUCCAACCAAACAGGAAGAACAUGGGUCAGAAAUGUCAGUAUUUCACCAGCAGGUAUACAGAUUAUAUUAAUAUCUCUUUCAUACACUAUUUUAUACCACAUCUGAGCCAGGUGCCCAGAAGUGUUUACUGCUGUAGAUAAUGUACAUAGUCAGAGAUAGAUAAUGAGAGCCUAUUUGUCUUAUACAAGAAAGGAGUUUUCAGGAACAAUGUAAUAUAGAAGUAUCAAGCAAGUGUCCAGAAGCAAUAGUUAUAUGUGUUGGAGACAUAUCAAAACCUUUCUCUGUAAGUUGAUCCCUAGCAGUGUAGAGAAGCUAAAUGUAACUCAUAAGCAAGAUGCUAUGAAUUAUCAAUUUUGUAUGUAAAUAUCAUCUAAGGCUUGAUUUUUAUAAAGAUAAAUGAGUAAAGUGUUUGUUUCAAGGUAGUACUUACAGUGGUAAUAACAUGUUAAGGAAGAUUACCUAUUGUGUUAUGUGUCACUGAUUACUGUUCUUUGUAUAUUUUUAUAACAUUGUUAGAUGCAGCUCAAUUCACAGUCAUAACAUGCAUAGUCUUCUAAAAUUUUGAGGUUUCAUUGUCUCUCAUGUUCUUUAAAUGAGUCUCAAUGGAGAACCCUUGCAUAAUGUGUCCACAAUAUGUCCCACCAGUUGUGUUGCAUUUAGCUUUUGGUGCGGUGGCCCAGCUGUGUGCGUCAUCCCACUGCUGUGACCGCCUCAACCACUCAAUUCUAUUUGCUUAUUAUUUUUGUUCAAUCCAAACAUUCCCCUUUGCCUUCAUGCCAAUCAGCAACUGUAGGUGCUGCAGCAAUUAUUUCCACCAAUGUACAAGUUUUAUACAAUGUAAAGAAAUCAUUCCUAUAAAAGACAGUCUAAUAAGCAUUUUUUCACAUGCUCACUUCUCGGAGCUCAGACUUGCCAAGAAUCAAGUUUGAAAGCUUCUUAUAUGAAUUAACGUCAUCAUAAAAUUUCAUGUCUAAUCUGUUUUUUACAAGGAGACAUCAAGAAAACACGAGUGAUUUAUCUGUACAGUACAAGACACUAUCCAUUCCUACCAUUAUUGCUGUAAUAGUUUGUACUUAAGGAGUGAUUCUUAACAUUCCCCAGGUGUGUCACACUGUGCUUAGUAAAAGGUCAGUAAGUAAUAAUGAGCUGCUGUUUACCAUGAUUGAAAGUAGAAGGUGACCAAGAUUGUCCUGUGUGUAUGUGUGUGUGUGUGUGUGUGUGUGUGUGUGUGUGUGUGUGUGUGUGUGUGUGUGUGUGUGUGUGUGUGCACACACUUGCAUGUGUGCAUUAGUUUUGUAAACAUUCCAUAAUCCUUCGUAAUUCUUAAAUUCGGGCUAAUAAUUGCUACUUUGAUGAAAUACAAAAAAUUCAAAAGAAUUAUAGGUACUCUAGUCAUAGAAUGUCAAAUUAAUGCAAUGUGGUUUGUAGUAUGAAUGUUGAAUGUGGUUCCCUGUGUUGUGUGGGGGUCUGGCACUCAACUAUGCUGUGUGAGGCUUGGCACUCUACUGUGUGCUGUGUGGGGGGACCUGGCACUCUAUCAUGUGCUGUGUAGGAGAGUGGCACCCCUCCUUGUGUUAUGUAGGACCUGAGACCCACCAAUCUGUGUUGGAGAUAUGACAACCCUAUGCUGUGUUGGGUGGGCUGUAUGCUGUGGUGGGUUCUGUCACCCCAUUCUGUGCUGUGGUGGGUUGUCACCCCACCCUGUGCUCUGUGGGGGUUGUGGCACCUGCCCUAUGCUGUGGUAGAGCUAUGGCACCCUCCCUGUGCUGUGUGGGGGCUGUGGCACCCACCCUGUGCUGGGUGAGGGGGGACACUCACCCUUUGCUGUGGGUGGGUGUGGCACUCACCCUGUGCUGUGGGGGAAGGUGGCACCUACCCUGUGCUGUGGGGGUGUGGCACUCACCCUUUACUGUGGGGGGGGUGGCACCCACCCUGUGCUGUGUGUGUGGGGGGGGGGCACUCACCCUUUGCUGUGGGUGGGUGUGGCACUCACCCUGUGCUAUGGGGGAAGGUGGCACCUACCCUGUGCUGUGGGGGUGUGGCACUCACCCUUUACUGUGGGGGGGGGUACCCAUCCUGUGGUGUGGGGGGGGGUGGCACCCACCCUGUGCUGUGAGUGGGUGUCACCCACCCCGUGCUGUGGGGGAGAUGGCACCCACCCUGUGCUGUGAGUGGGUGUCACCCACCCCGUGCUGUGGGGGAGAUGGCACCCACCCUGUGCUGUGAGUGGGUGCGUCACCCACCCCGUGCUGUGGAGGAGAUGGCACCCACCUUGUGCUGUUGGUGGGUGGCACUCACCCUGUGCUGUGGGUGGGUGUGGCACUCACCCUGUAUUGUGGAACGUCCUGAAAAUGACACCCCUAAGCCUUUUACAUCAACCUUAGAAAUAAUAGACCUAAGUAUAUUGUUCUUAAGCUCCAUACCAUUACAAAAUGUGUAUAUUUUUAAUAUUCCUGACCUGCAUUGUACCCAUCGAUCAUUUAUUUUCUUGUGCACAAUCAUACUUAUAUUUUAUUUAACACUAGUCAGUGUGUAAAUAAAAGGUCAACCAAAUCUA
Messenger RNA from Eriocheir sinensis (Chinese mitten crab), 5675 nucleotides. RefSeq names its product SH3 domain-containing kinase-binding protein 1-like. The record is from RefSeq and is a predicted model, not a curated record. Gene Ontology annotation, molecular function: protein binding. Lineage: Eukaryota; Metazoa; Arthropoda; Malacostraca; Decapoda; Varunidae. The transcript has 13 exons. The coding region runs from base 31 to 2220 and encodes 729 amino acids.